Messenger RNA from Tremella mesenterica DSM 1558, 1726 nucleotides. RefSeq lists its product as uncharacterized. The coding region runs from base 1 to 1650 and encodes 549 amino acids. Gene Ontology annotation, cellular component: cytoplasm; membrane. The record is from RefSeq and is a predicted model, not a curated record. NCBI's taxonomy places the organism in Eukaryota, Fungi, Basidiomycota, Tremellomycetes, Tremellales, Tremellaceae. The transcript is spliced from 3 exons.
AUGGACAUCGACUCUCCCCCUUCUCCAAUGUUAGAACACCCCCAUCCUCAUCUCUCCCUACCACCUCUCUCAGCAUCCUUCCCACUCCCAUUCCGCGUUCUAUUCUUGAUAGGUCUAGCCAUUCUAUUAUGGGCUAUCAACCUACAUCUACUCCAUUUAUUAGGUCUCGACCCCGCUUGGAUACUUGAUAUCAGAGAAGAUCCUGAUCCACCUCCUACAUUACCACUUCCAUUAUCUACCGAUGACCUCGAAUUGGAUCCUCUCAGAACACUAGUUCCUCCUUCUCUUUCACGUGAACCGGAUACACCAAGACGUUCAAACGAUGGGAUAUCUCCUCGAUUAGGUGGAGGAAAUGAAGGAGGAAGACCAUUACAUGGACCGAUAUAUAAAUUGUUCCUGAUUUAUGUAGGUUGGGUAGGAGGAGGUUGGUUGUUGUUCAGAACGAUCACAGAGGCGGAUACUGAGAAAAUGGAAAAAUGGAGGGCUUUGGUGGGUGUUAUCGCUUUAGGAGUGGGAUUAGGGAUAGGUUUACCUACUAAAGGGAUUGGGAAGAGAGAGUUGAUCAUGUUUCGACGCGCCAUUCAUCGUAUACUUCUACCCUCCACAACAGCCCCGAUAUUCUUUUCAGACGUCAUCCUAGCUGAUAUCCUUACUAGCUUCGCAAAGGUUCUUGGGGACAUGUGGGUUUCCGCGUGUCAGAUCUGGAAUGGGGGGAUCACCCAAGGAAGAGUAGCCCAGGAAGGUUGGGAAAGAUGGGUGACGUUGAGUAUGGUUUGUUUGCCCUACGUCCUACGAUUCAAGCAAUGUAUAUUCGAAUACCACCAAUCUUCCUACACCUCCCCUCGCUCUCUCGCCAACGCCUUUAAAUACUUUUCCGCUUUCCCCGUCAUUCUCCUCUCCGCCGCUCAGAAAAACGUCGUCUCUGAAAUCGCUUCCGCCAAAGGGAUAACAGUCGCAGAGUUGAGUCUCGAACAUGAUCGUUGGUUUGGUGAACAUCGUCUUUUCCGACUUUGGCUUCUCUCCGUCGUCCUCAACUCGAUGUAUUCUUUCUAUUGGGAUAUCACACUGGAUUGGGGAUUAGCUUUAUGUGAUAUAGAUACUUGGAUUCCUCCACCAAAAGAUUCAUCUUCCUCAGACCAUCUUUCAAUCCCUCGUCCUGCAAGAAGAGAAAGUGUGACAAUUUGGGAAAGAGCUAAACGAUUUAUUCGUUCUGAUCAAUCACAUCAACGUUCUCCUUGUCCAACACCAGGACCUACUUUCAAUCCUCAUCUUCCUCUUCCUGCUCAUCCUUCAAAUCCAACGGUUAACACGGGAGGAGGAAAUAGGAAAUUGUUGGCUUUUGGUUUAAGACAAACAUUAUUAUUACCUGAUCCAUUGGUUUAUCAUCUUUUCGCAAUGGUAGAUUUCGUAUUACGAUUCACUUGGUCUCUCAAAUUAUCAAGUCAUUUACAUACCAUUAGCGAGAUUGAAAGUGGGGUGUUCAUGAUGGAAGCUUUGGAAUUGGUCAGAAGAUGGAUGUGGGUUUUUGUGAGGUUGGAAUGGGAGGCUGUGAAGAUGAUGGAAAGUAGAGGGUGGAGAAAUGGUGUAAGGGAGGAAAGAAGGUUGGAAGGAGGGAGAAUAUUAUUCGAACAGGAUAAAGAACAAGGUUAAGGUUAGAAGGUUUAAUUUUUCUUGAGAGAGUAGAUAGUCAUAUUAUUGCAUUGCAUAUCACAUGAUUUGGAAAGUG